AUGCAGGCAUCUCACGACCGCAACCCCGCCAAUGAUGUCUGCGAGCUGCCGGGGCAAAAGGACGAGUGCGCGCCUGCGUCGUGGCAAGGCGCGGCUGUGCUGCCGAGACGCGGGAGCGCGGUCAGGUCGUCGUCGCGAAAGCUAGCGGCUGCACGCGACGCUGUGGGAAUGAUGCUCGCCACAGCGCCAGACACUGAUGGCCUGGUUCGGGGGAAGUCGACGCUGAGCGAUCAAAAUCAAGUGACACCGUUCCAUCUGACAACGGAUGACGGUGAGCGCAUUCAUGCGUGGCAUGUUCUGCCCCUUCCCGUCUACCUGAAGCACGAGGAGACGCUGCGGCUGCAGCCGACUGGCUACUGUGACGAUAUCACUACUGCCGACUCCCUUCGCAUCCUUAGAGAGGACCCCAAUGCGCAACUAGUCAUCUUCUUCCAUGGUAAUGCCGGACAUAUUCCCGCCACGAUUCGUGCGCCCUCCUUUCACUCGCUUACCGACACGAGCUCGUUCCACCUGCUUGCGAUCGAUUACCGCGGCUUUGGCCAGUCCUCGGGACAGCCGUCUGAAGAAGGCCUCAUCCGGGAUGCCUCCGCUGCCGUCGACUUUGUCCUCGAGACGGCCGGUGUGGCUCCUGACCGCGUCAUCUUGCUUGGUCACAGCUUAGGUACUGCCGUAGCUGUUGCGGUUGCAGAGCGUUAUGCGGUCCUCCGAGCUGUCGAUUUUGCCGGCCUUGUUCUUGUCUCCGGCUUCAGCAGCCUGCCCACCAUGCUCUCCCACUACGCCGUUGCAGGGUGCGUGCCCAUCUUGGGGCCACUCCGCUCAUGGCCGCGCGUGCUGCAGUGGAUCUUGGGGUUCGUUGUGGAGCCCUGGUCGUCGGUAGAGAGGCUCGGAAGCCUGGUGAACACUGUCCGCACAACCAAAGGACGGCACCUGCGUGUCGGCCUUAUCCAUGCUGCCGACGAUUGGGACAUUCCGAGUGUCGAGGACGAUAAGCUCUUCCUCGCAGCCGUGAAGCCCCUCCUGGGCAGCGGGACGAACGAUUCGCAGUUGGCGGCCGUCAAGGAAGCCCGCACCGUUCGCCUUGGCGGCGAUGCGUUUGUGACGGAGUGGCGCGAGUCCGACGUGGUCAUCCGUCAGGAGCGGUUCCCCCAUGGAGGUAAGCUCUUCUGGCUCUGUUGGAAGCAGGAGCGAUGUGCUGACGGCCCAGGCCACAACAAUGUCAUGAAAUACGCACCGGUAGUGAUGGAAGUUAUGCGGAUCUUCAAUGAAGAAUACUGA
Messenger RNA from Grosmannia clavigera kw1407, 1275 nucleotides. Its product is annotated as abhydrolase domain containing protein 12. The transcript has 4 exons. Lineage: Eukaryota; Fungi; Ascomycota; Sordariomycetes; Ophiostomatales; Ophiostomataceae. The record is from RefSeq and is a predicted model, not a curated record. The coding region runs from base 1 to 1275 and encodes 424 amino acids.